AUGGUUCUUCUCAACACCGCUUUAAAGUUUCAAUUGCGUAUGCAAAUAUUGUCGCUGGGCGGCCACUUGGCAGUCACAGUCACCGCACUCGCUGAUCCUGCGCCAUUGUUCUGCGAUUGGGCUCCAGAGUGGACCGACCUCGCAUUGCUACCUGCUUUAAGAUUAGGACCGCCGCCAUGUUCGCCCGACACGAAACACCUGAUAGAUUCGGUCACAGACUGCCCGUUCGAAAGCUUGCGACUUAUGAAAUUCGCCAACGUAAAGUCUCUGGCGCGGUCCACCGCCGCCGUGCGAGCUCUCGUUCGUUUCAAACUCAGUUCAGAAGAGAUGAGGGAAUUGAUCGCGCGUGCGCGCAGCGGCGGCGACCCGGACGCGAUAGCGAUGGAGUUUCUGAACGCGCAUCCUAAGAAAGAGCGGCGCGGCGAAGUGCGCGUGGUCGUGAUGGUGCCCAGCGUGACGGCGCGCGAGGCGUACCAGGCGCCGCAGCUGGCGGCCGCCGCCGAGCUCGUGGAGGCCGACCUCGAGGCGGCCGGCGUGCCGCGCACCGCGCGCCUCAAGGUGGAGCUGUUCGACGACAAGUGCGACGUGCGUCAGGCGUACAAGUACAUGCUGAACGCGCUAGGCACGGGCGAGUACGGCGCGCUGUCGGCGGUGGCGGGGCCGGCGUGCGGCGGCGCGUUCGCGGCGGUGGCGCGCCAGAGCCCGGCGCAGCUGCUGCCCGUGCUGGCGUACUCGGCGCAGGCGCCGGCGCCGGGCGACGCGCCGGCCGCCGCGCUGCUGGCGGCGGGCGACGCGCGCGACGCGGCUGCCGCGCUGGACGCGCUGGCGCGCCGCCUGGCCUGGCGCCGCGCCGCCGCGCUCAGCGAGCCGGCCGCGCGCGCCGCGCUCGACCCCUCGCGCCUGCACCUCGCGCUCGAGGUGCACCUCGACCUGCCCGACCCGCUGCCAGACGACGACGGACAGAUAUUCAUUGAGUGGGCGCGGCGCGUGGCGGCGGCGGGCCUGCGCGUGGUGGUGGUGAGCGCGGAGGACGCGCGCGUGGUGCGCGCCGCGCUGUGCGCCGGGCGCGGCGCCGGCCUGCUGCCGGGCGCGGGCGCCGCCUGGCUGCUGCCGGCCGCGCUGCCGCCCGCCUGGCUGGCGCCCGCGCCCGCCGACCGGCCCGCCUGCACGCUCGCGCAGCUGCGCCAGGUCGCGCAGGGCCACCUCAGCUUCGCGCCCUACUGGCUCGCCGCCUGGCGCAACGAGACCGACCGCUCCUCCAACCCGCUUCCCGCACCACACGAAAUAGCGCAGCGGCAGAGCUGGGAGGCGCGAUGGCACCCGCGGUGCUCGGCGUGGGCUCGGCGAGGCGGCGGCGCGGCGGGCGGCGCGGCGGACUGCGCGCGUGCCGGCCCGCUGCCCGCGCUGCUGUACGACACGCUGCGCCUGUGGGCCGGCGCGCUCGACCGCGUGCUGUCCGCGCGCCCCGCGCUGCUCGCCGACCUGCACGACCCUGAUAUCGUCCGGAGCCUCGUGGACAACGCAACGCAGAGCAACUUCAGCGGUCUGACAGGAGAGUUCUCGUGGGCGCGGGAGGGCGCGGGCGCUUGGCGCGUGUCGCCGCUGGUGCUGCUGCAGUGGGAGGACGGGGCGCGGCGCGAGGUGGCGCGCUGGCGGCGCGGCGCCCCGCUGCGGCUGGCAGCGCCGCGCUGGCACACGCCGGACGGUGCGCCGCCCAGCGACGGUGGCGACGAGCGCUGCGCGCUGCGUCCGCUCGCCGAGCUGCUGCGCGCCGACUGCCGUGCCGCCGCCGUGGCGCUCGCGGCGCUGCUGCUGGUGCUGGCCAUGGCCGUGCUGGCCGCCGCCGCGCUGCACUGCAAGCGCCGCGCCGAGCGCGACUACAUGGCGCGGCUCGCCGCACUCUCGCUGCGCUCGCUGCCCGCCAAGGCCGACGGGCUCGACCGCUGGGAGGUGCCGCGUGAGCGCGUCGUCAUCAACCGCAAGCUCGGCAUGGGCGCCUUCGGCACCGUGUACGGCGGACACGCCCUCCUUGCCGAGGACCGCGGCUGGACCGCAGUCGCCGUCAAGACGCUCAAGGCGGGUGCAACCACCGAGGAGAAACUCGACUUCCUGUCGGAGGCGGAGGCGAUGAAACGCUUCGAUCACAAGAACAUCGUACGGCUUCUCGGCGUCGUGACGAAAACGGAACCGGUGUGCACCGUGAUGGAGUUCAUGCUGUACGGGGACCUGAAGAACUAUCUGCUGGCGCGGCGGCACCUGGCCGGUGGCGCACUGGUGGACGCGGAGCCGGACGAGGGCGCAGACGAGGUGUCGCCGCGCCGGCUCACGGCCAUGGCGCUGGACGCGGCGCGCGCGCUGGCCUACCUGGCGCAGUUGCGCUACGUGCACCGCGACGUGGCCGCGCGCAACUGCCUCGUGUCCGCGCGCCGCGUGCUCAAGCUCGCCGACUUCGGCAUGACUCGGCUCGUCUUCGAGAACGACUACUACCGUUUCAGUCGCAAGGGCAUGCUGCCGGUGCGCUGGAUGGCGCCGGAGAGUUUGACCCUGGGAGUGUUUUCACCGGCCUCUGACGUGUGGUCUUUCGGCGUGCUGCUCUACGAGAUAGUCACUUUCGGCUCCUUACCGUUCCAGGGCCUCAGUAACUCCGAAGUUCUAACACGAGUCAAAGGAGGCCACACGCUCGAGUUGCCCCCAGGGCUCAAGCCGCAGCUCGAGGACCUGAUCAAGUCGUGCUGGCAGCAAGAGCACCGCGCGCGGCCGAGCGCGGCGCAGCUGGCGGCGUGCCUGAGCGAGUCGCCGCGGCUGCUGGCGCCGUGCCUCGACGUGCCGCUGGACGCGCUGCCGCUGGACGCCGAGCCGCCGUGGCGCGCGCCGCCCGAGCGCGCGCAGGCCCGCUGGCUCUCGUGGGCCGCGCCCGCGCCCGCGCCCGCCCCCGCGCCCGCCUCCGCGCCCGCCUCCGCGCACACCGACACCACCUACCUGAGCUCCGAGCCGCGCGACACAGACCGCUUCCUGUCCUGA
This is a messenger RNA of Parnassius mnemosyne (clouded apollo), 3021 nucleotides long. Lineage: Eukaryota; Metazoa; Arthropoda; Insecta; Lepidoptera; Papilionidae. The record is from the annotation of a GenBank genome assembly.